Messenger RNA from Oreochromis niloticus (Nile tilapia), 2307 nucleotides. It is a transcript of the gene crtac1a, whose product is annotated as cartilage acidic protein 1a. The coding region runs from base 160 to 1968 and encodes 602 amino acids. Lineage: Eukaryota; Metazoa; Chordata; Actinopteri; Cichliformes; Cichlidae. Gene Ontology annotation, biological process: axonal fasciculation. The record is from RefSeq and is a predicted model, not a curated record. The transcript has 14 exons.
CAGUAUUCUCCGCGUUACACAAGGUGUUUCGUAAAUGUUUAAUUUACGAAACUUAUUUGUGUAAUAGAGGCGUUGACAAGCUCGCUUCACCACCACGAACACAUCAUCUUUACUGCAGGAGACACAUUUUCUCCUCCACACCUUGAUACGGUUGGAAUAAUGUGGGGCUCGGGCCUGCUGCUCCUACUGGUGACACUCUGGCAUCACUCCCAUGCCCAAAAUCUGAAUCCUAUGCUUCAGGUUGUUACACAGACCAUGCUUCCCCCUGACAAUCUGCACAAUCCCACACAACUCAACUAUGGGAUGGCUGUGACUGAUGUGGAUGGUGAUGGUGACCUGGAAGUGGUGGUGGCAGGGUACAAUGGGCCCAACUUGGUGCUGAAGUAUGACAGGACUCAAAAAAAGCUGCUAAACAUUGCUAUUGAUGACAGUAACUCUCCAUACUAUGCUCUGAGAGACCAGGCAGGAAAUGCUAUUGGAGUUGCUGCCUGUGAUGUGGAUGGAGAUGGACGAGAAGAAAUCUAUUUUCUUAAUACAAACAAUGCCUACUCUGGACAAGCAACAUACACAGACAAGCUCUUCAAGUUUCGUAAUGGUCGCUUUGAAGAUCUGCUCAGCGAUGAGCUGAAUGUACGUCGUGGUGUUGCUAAUCGGAUGGCAGGACGUUCAGUCGCAUGUGUUGAUAGAAAGGGAACAGGCCGUUACUCAGUCUACGUUGCAAACUACGCCAGUGGGAAUGUUGGCCCCCACGCUCUCAUAGAAAUGGACGAGGCUGCCAGUGAUGUGAGCAAGGGCAUCAUUGCACUGUCUGACGUAGCUGCUGAGGCGGGAGUCAACAGGUACACAGGUGGUCGCGGUGUGGUCGUUGGACCGAUCCUGAGCGAGUCGAGGUCUGAUGUGUUCUGUGACAAUGAAAAUGGACCUAACUUCCUAUUCAAGAAUAAUGGAGAUGGGACUUUUGUUGACAUGGCAAGACAGGCAGAUGUGGAGGACCAAUACCAGCAUGGCAGAGGAGUGGCACUGGCUGACUUCAACGGUGAUGGAAAGACAGACAUCGUUUAUGGAAACUGGAACGGCCCACACAGACUUUUCCUGCAGCGCAGCGAUUCCAGAUUCCAGAAUAUUGCUACUGGAAGAUUUGCUGAAGCCUCACCUAUUCGCACAGUCAUCGCUGCUGACUUUGAUAAUGACAAGGAGUUGGAGGUGUUCUUUAACAAUAUUGCCUACAGAGGAAAUGCUCCCAAUAGGCUGUUCAGAGUGUCAAGGAGGACUAAUGCAGACCCUUUGAUCCAAGAACUAAAUGUGGGAGACGCUGAAGAGCCAGAAGGGAGAGGAACAGGUGGUACUGUGACUGACUUGGAUGGGGAUGGACAGCUGGACCUGCUGUUGGCACACGGGGAGAGCGCCCAGCAGCCAAUCUCUGUCUUUAAGGUCACGCAGGGAUCAUCCAAUAACUGGCUGCGGGUCAUUCCUCGCACCCAGUUUGGUUCUUUCGCCCGAGGUGCCAAGGUGACAGUCUUCACCAGUCAGAGUGGAGGUCUCACACGCAUCAUUGAUGGAGGCUCUGGAUAUCUGUGUGAGAUGGAGCCAGUCGCCCACUUUGGUUUAGGAAAUGAUGAGGUGAAGGUGCUCGAGGUCUCCUGGCCAGACGGCACUAGUUUUACUCGAACUCUUCAGGCUGGUGAAAUGAACUCGGUGUUGGAAGUCACCUAUCCCAAAGAAGGGGAAACCACUGUGCUUGCCAAUGACACGCAGUGUGGUAAUGGCUUUACUGUCAGGAAUGGGCGCUGUGCAGCAUUGGCUCCAUUUUAUGAUGGCGUUCGGUCUUCGGUCUCCAUGUUUGAAGCCUCCUGGUUUAAGACAGUUUUAUUACAGUGUGUUUUAUUCCUGUCUGCAGUAGCAGAAAUAAGUGAGAGCAGUCUUCAGGGAAAAGACAACCUCUAUCCAGCACUGGUCACCUGGAUCUAACACCUGCUAGAACAAAUUACUGUGACAUGCAUGGGGCAUGUCAGUCCUGAACUUUGCUUGUUUGUUUUGAUGAGCUGGCUGCAUGUGGAAGCUGUAGUGCCAAAUAACCAGUUAGUGCAUGCAUGCAGGCAUGAGGAAUUUGUAACAAAAUAAGCAAUAAGCCUAAAUCGUUAAGUAAUUCUUUAAGGCAGGUUUUUUAUUACCUCUGUUCUACUUAGGUAUCAGUGACUGUGAGCAGUGUGCACAAUACCACGGCCCUGAGUGGACAUUAUCAAUUGUUAAUUUCUUCACGACUUUGCAAGCUGUGAAGAUAAAAUGCCUUUAGAAAAAAAGGGCUGC